AUGUCCAAGAAUCAAGAUUACAUUGCUAGAAUAAGGUAUCAAAAUGAUUUACCUGCACCUCCAUUACCACCAAAUUUAUUGAACUAUAAAAUUUCAAAAGAAGAAGACAUAGGAUCUUCAAGUUUAUUAUCAUCACUUUAUCGUAAACAAAAUGUCAAUGCUCUUAUAAAAGUCAAUGAAGACUUGGGUCUACCAAUGGAUAUUAUUCAAGUGCCCGAAGUUUUUGAUCCAUCAAAAGAAGACCAAAAAUUACAUGCAUUAUCUGAUAAUAUAAGAUUACAUCCAAAUGAUCGUGUUUUAUUAAGAGAUCCAGGUGUUGAUAAAGUUAUUGCAUCACAACCAAAUGUUGCAUUUUUAAGAAGAACCGAAUAUAUCAGUUCCACAAGACAACAAGGUCUUUCUACUGCAGCAUCGAGAUCUGCAACUCCACAAACUCAAGAUGAUGACAACAGUCCUGCUUCACAAUUACGUUCAAUUGAAUCAACAUUCACAAAUGCGUCUAAGACUUUGAAAGAUAUCACCCUAUUAAAACAUCCAUUGAAUAAAAAAUUAAAAGCUAAAAAAGUCUGGUCAUUAAAACCUGAUAUUUCAAGAUUAGAUCAAAGUUUCAAUUCAGUUAGAUUUUUAGGAUCUGCUGCUACAAGUAAUCGUGAUGCUACAAAUAUACAACUACGCACAUCUCUUUUAAGACCAGUGGAGCUUGAACAAGCUGAUUGGAUGUCACUUUAUACUGCUGAUGAUGAAGUAUCCAAAGGUAUCAAGAGAAAAUUUGAUGAUCUUAAAGAAAAUGUUCCAAUUGAAAGAGUUGAUGAAGAAGCAGAAAGAUUCAAGUACACUAAAAAGAAUGAUUAUGCUAUGAAAGCCAUUGCAAUGGAUGGUGAGAUAAGAGACUUGGCAAUGAGAUUCGAUCACGAAAAGAAUGUUGUUUAUUUCAAUCCAAUUCAAUCUAAAGCGGAAUUGAAGAGACAUAGAGUUCAUGAAGCCUUGAAAGCUUUGAUGGAUACACAAGAUUUCGAUGAAAUUCAUUUGAACAUCAGAGAGCCAACUAUUAAAGAAUUAAACAUUAGAAAUAAUACAAGACAUGCGCAUGAUCCAGUCAACUAUGAAUUUGUUCAAAUCGCUGAUGAUGAACAAGAUGCAGAAGCUCAAGAACAAUCACAAGAGCCUUCUGAAUAG
Molecule: messenger RNA, 1176 nt
Organism: Hansenula ciferrii
Lineage: Eukaryota; Fungi; Ascomycota; Saccharomycetes; Phaffomycetales; Wickerhamomycetaceae
Gene: PAF1
Product: Paf1p
Exons: 1
Coding region: 1-1176 (391 amino acids)
Biological process (GO): transcription elongation by RNA polymerase II
Cellular component (GO): Cdc73/Paf1 complex
Molecular function (GO): chromatin binding; RNA polymerase II complex binding
Source: RefSeq, a predicted model, not a curated record